AUGAAAGCACUUAAGGAGGAGCAUAUGUAUCCACAUUUCAGUCAUCACCAUCCAAUGGUGUGUACCAAUUUUAUUUUGGCAGAAAAUAUUACCUGUUCUGGGUGCAAGAUCAGUAUAUUCCCAGCUAAAAGCUAUUACCACUGCAAAACCUGCCCUUUCUACCUUCACCAAGUGUGCUACAAUAUGCCUAGGAAAACUCGACAUCCUGGUCACCCUGAUCACUUGUUAACCCUCCAUGUCAUGCCUUCAUCAGGCGAAGAAACCUUCAAGUGUGAGGCUUGUGGACACCAUGUCAAUGGAUUCUACUACAACUGUGCAGAAUUUUGCAACUGCUACCAUAUCUUAUGCUCAGCACUGCCACUUUCCGUAGCAAUCACUUCCCACCUUCACACACUCAAACUAGAAUUUUCACCUCCUUAUGACUUGCAAUGUGACAUAUGCAAAGAACUGGCCAGCUAUAAAGGGUGGCUUUAUAGGUGUCAAAUCUGUGAGUUUGAUACACAUCUUGCCUGUGCCAUUUCCAAUCAAAGAACACAAUCUUUUCGGCAUCCAACUGCACCAUUGCCAGACCCUUUGACAAGAAAGAUAAAGUAUUCUUCAGGAUCUUUCUUGAAAACUAAACAAGCAGAAGAUUACAUUCAUGAAGGCACAGAGCUGGUUCAAUUAGUAUCCCUGGGUGUGGCUAGAAAUAUCAGAGAGAAGAAAACACAAGAAAAUUUUCUUAAAACAGUGGUUGGAUGGGAUGAGAGAUUGCAUAGUCCUAAAAGGAAACUUAAAAUAAGAAAUGGCCAGAAUGAAUACAUUGUAUCAAGUCGCAAGCCGGAUAUUUCUGGCACUUCUCCAAGCUCAGAAGUACAAGCACAAGAGACAGACCAAUCAAGUCUACUUUCUGGUGACCUUAUUACAGCGCCAAGUUACCAGUUCAGCGAUGGAUGUUUUUCAAUAGAUUUGGCAGGAUCUUAUUCAAGUUUCGAUUAUACAAAUCAGGCAAGAAAGGAGCCUAAACUUUCUGAUGCAAGCGCUCUCCAGAAAGUUAAAGAAACAGUAAAUGAUAGAAAUAACAUUAUGCUCGAGAGGAUUACAAUCAACUUUGAACCAACCAAACAAGAAAUUACUUGUGCUAAUAAGGGAAGUUUUGAUUUUUGUAAUCCAAAUAGUAGGAUGAAUGAGGCAUUCUUAACUGGAGACGGCACUUAUUCAGGGGAGCAAAGGAAUAGAAAGAAAAUGUCAAAUGAAUCCAGGAGCGUGUCUAGAAAUGGAGAUCAGAGCAGUAAAUCUGAGAAAGUAAGUGCAAGUAACCAAAGGCCAUAG
Durio zibethinus is the source of this 1311-nucleotide messenger RNA. RefSeq lists its product as uncharacterized. The record is from RefSeq and is a predicted model, not a curated record. NCBI's taxonomy places the organism in Eukaryota, Viridiplantae, Streptophyta, Magnoliopsida, Malvales, Malvaceae.